Molecule: messenger RNA, 1762 nt
Organism: Amblyraja radiata (thorny skate)
Lineage: Eukaryota; Metazoa; Chordata; Chondrichthyes; Rajiformes; Rajidae
Gene: pgam5
Product: PGAM family member 5, serine/threonine protein phosphatase, mitochondrial
Exons: 6
Coding region: 25-861 (278 amino acids)
Biological process (GO): positive regulation of mitochondrial fission; peptidyl-threonine dephosphorylation
Cellular component (GO): mitochondrion
Molecular function (GO): protein serine/threonine phosphatase activity
Source: RefSeq, a predicted model, not a curated record
UCCGCGGCCAGAAUCGUCCCCGCCAUGGUUUUCCGCAAAGCCGCUCAGUUGGUUUGUGGCGUCGCCGGCGUCGCGGUUGUAGCCGCGGCCUCGACAUCAGCCUCACAGCGGCGCCGUGAUGGAGGCCUCAAGGCGGCGGCCGUCAGCUGGAGCCCCGGGACCGGCGGCUGGGACCACAACUGGGACAAGCGUGAGCCAAUCUCUCUCAUUAAACCCAACCAGAAGAGUAAAGAGGUGCCUGAGGACCACACUACUCAGCUGGACAACUACAAAGUCAAAGCCACGAGGCACAUCUUCCUCAUCCGUCAUUCCCAGUACGAGCUGUCAGCCUCAACAGACAAAGACAGAGUUCUGACGGCACUGGGCCGUGAACAAGCGGAACUGACAGGUCAGCGACUGGCGAGUCUGGGUUUGAACUACGACAUCCUGAUUCACUCCAGCAUGACACGGGCGAAGGAGACAGCAACCAUCAUUCGCAAAUACUUACCAGGUCUGGAGAUGAUGAGCUGCGACUUGCUGAGGGAAGGAGCCCCAAUUGAGCCAGACCCGCCCGUCAGCCACUGGAAACCGGAGGCCAUGCAGUAUCAUGAAGAUGGCGCCAGGAUUGAAGCUGCGUUCCGUCGCUACAUCCACAGAGCUGAUUUGAAGCAACAGAACGAUAGUUACGAGGUCAUUGUUUGCCACGCAAAUGUAAUCCGCUAUUUCGUUUGCAGAGCGUUGCAGUUCCCCCCGGAGGGUUGGCUGAGGAUGUGCCUCAACAACGGCAGCAUUACCUGGCUCACCAUCCGCCCCAACGGCAGGGUGGCGCUUCGGACGCUGGGGGACACGGGCUUCAUGCCUCCUGACAAAUUAACACGCUAACACGUGGUUUGCAGCGCCUGCAUGCUUCACGUUUCACUGUGCAAGACGUCAGCAUCAUACUUGAAAAGAUAUCAGUGGCUGUUCUAUUGAUUUGCACCAAUAAUUACAGAUCUUUAUUUUUGUUUUUAAUUUACAUUUUAGGAUCACGUACCUAUGGCUGAAAUGACGGAUGUGAGUGGAGUAUAAUCAAUGUUGUUCCAUGUCAACUGAUAAUUGACUCUUGAGUUCAUCAUCUCCUGUAACCUUGUUUUUAUAAUGAAUUUUCAAGGAGAUAGUCGAUCCUCUCAGUAUCUGAAACUUACUGCCAACUAGAUUUUUUUUUAAAGGAAAAUGUUUAAAUAGUAAAACUCAUCUCCAGGCUGAUAGUCUGAUUAUCAGUACAAUGUGUAGAGUCGGUCGGUGUUCAAUAGGAUUUAUUAACCUGGCAUAGCUAAGUCUUGAGGGGUGUUUUGUGUGUGGUGUUAGCUGACCUGGGCUGGAUGAUGAGGGGCAGUCGGGAGUGUUUUCGCUCUCUCUCCCCUCCUGUAAUCCCCUGUUGUGGCAGUAGUGGACCUGACAACAGCAACUGCACUACGCCUUACCCACAACACACCUGGCUUCAAGACCUUCCAAAAGACAGAAGUAAAUAGCUAGCCCGUGAAAUGAAGAAUCUUUAUAAUCUAAAGUGUUUCACAAUUAUUUAAUAAACAAUUUGGUUAUUAAUAUGGAAAGUCUAAACAGAAGGUAGGAUGUUAUAAUCAAUGAGCUAGAAGCAUUACUUUAGGUAGUUAGUGCUCAGAUUUGUCACUCACUGCAGGAGCAGUUUACCCAAUCGUGUCACUUAUUUCCAGCUGGUUUCUCAAUGCAGUUUUCAAACGUUGAAUACAGGGUCCCGUGAAUAAAAGUUCUUUUUUUUAACAAA